UCAUCCGUGGUCCAUUGUUCAUCUCAGUUAUUUUUAUUGCUGUUUUUUGUGAAGUACUCGAGGGAUCAUUCUCAUAAUUUCCUGUGUAGAUUGCCUUGACCUUUAGUGGCACUUCUUUAAUUAACUGGAGAUAAAAGAGCAACUAGAAAAAGAGGAGAAACCAUACAACAUCAACACAGAUCCCUUUGGAUCUCAUAGCAAUUUUCAAUGUCAUUCUUUCAAUAAACCCAGAUAUGUAUUGGAUCUUUACUGUUCAUCUUUAACACUGGUGACCGUCAAGAUCUUGAAAUGUGUAAUCACACCUGAUUAAUGUGUAAUGGUCUUAUAUUGUAUAUCUGUUUAAAAAGUUUAGUCUUAUUAUAUAUAUAUUUAUCAUAGCAGUAAAACAAAUUAAAAAUAUUGUGACUUUUUUCUAUGGCAUGAGGAUGCAGGCAUGAUUUCUGAAAAAAAUCGACAUAAAGAAAUCAAAAUUACUUUUUUGUACAAGUAAAACAUGUAUUUCACUUCAUCAAGAAGUCCUGACUGUCUCAAACGAAGUGUCAUGACAAGUUCUCACCUUCUGUAUAGAACCAAGAACAGUUUAUUCUGUAAUGAUAAGAUACACAAUCAGAUUUCAUGAAGUUAAAAUGCACAUGGCCAUGAAAUCUAAAUCUGAUAAAGUUUAAAUUUUUGUGAUAUGCAUUUGUUUCGGAUCUUAUUUGAAGUACAUGUAUUUGAGAAGUCUUGGUUAGUAAUAAGGUGAGCCAAUUUAUUGUGGCAUUGUCUCUAGUGUUUGAUUUUUGAUUGUACCUAUUUGAAUUAAGAAAUUAUGUCUGCAUUAUUUUCUUCAAAUUAAAUUUCACAUACAACAGCAUGUUUGUAUGUACUGCCAUUUUAUUGCAUUUGUAAAUUGUCAUUAAGUUUAUGAUGUCUGGUGGUUUAAUGAAAUUUACAUUAAUACAGCACUCCAAACUUCUUCAAUUGAAGGUGCUCCCCUCAGCUUAAAUUGUCCACAUCAUAUCGGGACAUUGUGUGUCCAUGGUAACAAACUGCCAGGCAAAGGGCCUGAACUGUCUGCCAAAUGUUUUAGAGUGUGCACCUGCCCUGUUGGAGGAUGACAGCAAACAAGAACAAGGACAAGUUAUUAAAAAGGAGGAGCAAAAUGAGAUGGAUCAAAGCGGUGAGAAACCCACCAUGUCAAGCAAGAACCCAGUACAGAACCUGAAUGAGCUACAGAAGGGCCUAGUGUAUGAGUUUGUCAGUGAGUCUGUUGAGGGCAGCAACAAGUUCUACACGAUGAGCGUUGAAGUGAGCGGGGAGAAGUUUGAGGGUACUGGUCCUAACAAAAAGCUGGCAAAAAUGGAGGCUGCCAAAUAUGCCCUCCUUAAGAUGUUCAACAUUCUUUAUACUAAAGAAGCUUCUGGGGAUGGUGGUGAUAUAUCAAUUUGUAAUUCAGAGUCGAAAGAUGGGAAGGCAUUUAUGUAUAUACAAAGCAGACCUUUUCCAUGGAACAGUCUUAAUAAUUCAGGUUCAAGUUUCAAUAAAACUAAGAAACUUCAUGGUCCACCCGUCCAGAAAAAUGCUCUGAUGCAGCUCAAUGAACUGAAGCCUGGACUUGAAUUCCGAUUUGUUUCCCAAACGGGGCCAGUGCAUGCCCCAAUGUUUAUUAUGUCAGUAGAGGUGAACAGCACAACUUUUGAAGGAAAUGGUACAACCAAAAAGCUGGCUAAACUUCGAGCUGCGGAGAAGGCUCUGAAGUCUUUUGUACAGUUCCCUAAUGCCGCCGAAGCCCACAAGGCUAUGGGGCGUGACAUCACAACCGAUGAUUUCACAUCGGACACAGCAAACAACUCAAAUAAUGAGCUGUUGUUUAAUGACUUUGAAUCUCAAAAGAAUGAUGCAAUGGGGAAUUUUCCUGCCAUGGAACAAAAUGGUUCCAGCAAACCUAAGAGGAAGUCUGCCGUUCCUGCUCAGCCAGAUGGAAAAAAUCCUGUCAUGAUUUUAAAUGAACUUCGACCAGGACUAAAGUAUGAAUAUGUUGGGGAGAGGGGUGAGAGUCACGCAAAAAGUUUUGAAAUGUCAGUGACAGUGGAUGGAGAAAUCUUCACAGGAUCAGGUCGUAAUAAAAAAAUGGCUAAAUCUCGUGCAGCACAAGCAGCGCUGACAAAGAUAUUUCAUCUGGAGUUCCCCUAUGCACCAGGUAUGCAGCCGACAGGUGACGUAGCCACUAAUGUUCCCCAGGAACUUGCCGACCUUGUGGCAAAGCUGGUCUUGGAAAAGUUCAGUGAGCUCACAAAUGGCUUUACAAGUCCCCAGGCACGAAGGAAAGUACUUGCUGGUGUUGUCAUGACAACAGGGGAGGAUGCUACCAAUGCUAAAGUGCUUUGUGUGACUACAGGAACCAAGUGUAUUAAUGGCGAGUACAUGAGUGAUAAGGGCAUGUCUCUGAAUGACUGUCAUGCAGAAAUUCUGUCACGUCGCUGUGUACUCCGUUUCUUACAUGCAGAGCUUGCCAAGCAUUUAUCCAUGGAGGAUGAAGUAAAGAACACUUCCAUAUUUGUUGAUCGUGAGGGGGGAGGGUUCGCACUCCGCGAGGGUGUGCACUUCCACUUGUAUGUGAGUACCGCCCCCUGUGGAGACUCGCGUAUCUUCUCACCCCACGAAACAGCAAACGAGCCUGGUGAUUCAGGAGACAAACAUCCAAAUCGAAAGGCAAGAGGACAACUACGCACAAAGAUUGAGUCAGGUGAAGGAACCAUACCAAUCAAGUCAUCAGCAGGCAUACAGACUUGGGAUGGAAUACUGGAAGGCGAGCGCCUCCUCACCAUGUCCUGUAGUGACAAAAUAGCUCGUUGGAAUGUUCUCGGUAUCCAAGGAGCCCUACUAAGCCAUUUUAUACAGCCCAUCUACUUUGACAGUAUAAUCCUGGGGAGUUUAUAUCAUGGCGACCACCUGUCACGAGCUGUGUGUACACGCCUGUCAGGCAUAGAAAACAUCUUUGAGCCCUAUCAUCUCCACCAGCCGUACCUCAGCGGCAUCAGCAAUCCGGAGAGUCGUCAGCCAGGAAAAGCACCAAACUUCGCAGUCAACUGGUGUUGUACCGAUCCCAGUCUUGAGGUUAUCAAUGCUAUGACUGGCAAACUGGAGGAUGGUGGCGUUUCACGUCUGUGUAAAAAUUCUUUGUUCGAGUCAUUCUCAAAACUGUAUGGCUGUCUGCCAUCUUUAACCAGCCAAACUGUAAUUGCCAAGCCUAGGACUUACUCAGAGGCCAAGGGCGCUGUCAUGGACUACCAACUUGCCAAGUCGCAGCUUUUCAAGACAUUCCAGUCACUUGGACUUGGCAGCUGGGUGAAGAAACCUAUAGAACAAGACCAGUUUACACUGGACCCUACACAGAUCUCUUCUCACAGCUAACCAGGACAGGAAGUCAUCACAUGAUAGGGAUUGGGCAUGACAGAAAGUUGUUGUUAGAUGGAAGUAAACUCAGCAUCGCAGAAAGUCAUUAGGUCAUGGCCGACUGACCACAGGUCAGCUUGGCAGGACGUCAUUGGAUUAAGGUAGACUGACCACUAUAGAAAAUUGUAAGAUUUGUGUGAACUAGACAUGACAGAAAGUUUGAACGAGUGAAAGUGAUCACAGUUUCCUCAAGAUUUUUUACACAUAAGCCAUUUUUUAGUCAUUGUGUUCAAAACAAAUUUGACUGGUUGGCCCAGAGCUGUCCGUUUAUGAAGUGAAGAUGGACCUUAGAAUCAGAAAGUUUUUUAAGCAUAGAAAUCAAACUUUCAAGGAUGACAUGUGAAGAAUAAUGAAACUUAACAAUUGAAAUAUCAAUUCAAAAACAACCAAACUAAAAGAGUUAAACCCUCAAAGGUAACCAGUGGAAAGGAAAACUGGUGUUUGGUAGAUGUCUUUUUCAUUUUUGUAUCAAUACACAAAUCAACAAGUAAUGUUUUCAAAUUAUAAAUCUUUAGA
Ylistrum balloti is the source of this 3951-nucleotide messenger RNA. RefSeq names its product double-stranded RNA-specific editase 1-like. Gene Ontology annotation, biological process: RNA processing; adenosine to inosine editing. The transcript is spliced from 10 exons. Gene Ontology annotation, cellular component: cytoplasm; nucleolus. The record is from RefSeq and is a predicted model, not a curated record. NCBI's taxonomy places the organism in Eukaryota, Metazoa, Mollusca, Bivalvia, Pectinida, Pectinidae. Gene Ontology annotation, molecular function: double-stranded RNA adenosine deaminase activity; tRNA-specific adenosine deaminase activity; double-stranded RNA binding. The coding region runs from base 1018 to 3393 and encodes 791 amino acids.